AUGCAGCGAGUCAUGGAGCGAUGCUUCGGGAUCAGGGACGAUCCUGAACGGCAGUCCAAUUGGUACUACAUCGGUUGCUUCUUUGUGACCAUCGCCUCGGUGCUGGGCACAGGCAUCCUUGGUCUGCCCGUCAAGACUGCCAACUCUGGCUUCUUUCCCUUCCUCGUCAUCUUCCUGAUCGUCCUCAUCUUUGAGGUGGGCGUGAUCAUUUAUUUUGUGGAGCUGCUCCAACAGUCGCGGGCCAUCAUGCGGCUGGGCAUCGGCUCGCUGGACGAGCUCAAGGCCCGGGAGCAGCUCGAGCUCGCCAAGCCUGCCGACGGCUUCUCUGUCCGAGAAGUACUACCCGCCUCCAUUCAACCGUUAUCAUCAUCUUCUUCAUCAUCAUCAUCAUCAUUACCAGACGAUAGCAACACCAUGAUCAACGUCAACACAAAUGAGGAAGAUGAAGAAGACGACGCACAGAGAGAAGAUGGCGAGGCAGCCGAUGAGGCGUCGGGCAAGAGGGGUUCGGCGUCGUACAAGCCGCUGCCGUACGAGAAGGAUCAGCUCUACAGCUCCGAGAAGUCCGUCGUCAACGAAGAGAACAGCGACAACCCGGCUUCGGUGCAGGAGAUUGAUCUCAACCUGCACUCCAUGGGCCGGCUGUUCCUGAACGUGUGGCUGCGAUACAUCUUCGAUCUCUGCGUGUUCCUGCACUUCCUCGCCAUCCUCAUCUCCUACGUGCUCGCCGGCUCCGAAGCCUGGGGUGGCGUGUUUGGCCUCGAGGGUGGCUGCAAGGCGCAUCCCUCCAGCGAGGACGAGCGCAACCUGCGGUUCAUCAUCGUCACCUUCGGUGUCGGCUUCACCGUGUGCGUGGUGUUUGGCCAGCGCCUCUUCACCUCCGUGGUCUCGCUCAUGACCGCCGUCAAGGGCAGCUUGUUGGUGCUGAUGGUCGCCGUCACCGCCUACGUUGGAUUGGACAUCAUGGAGAGCAUCGACUCGGACUGGUCCCACAUCGCCGAAUCGUUCCUCAUGUCGACGGUGGCCCUCGGCGGCGCCAUCAACCUCAUGCCCCUCGUGUUCAACAAGGUGCCGCAACGCACGGGCGAAGUGCGCAAGUUCAGGUGGGCCGUGAGCGUCGGCCUGUGCGUGUGCUCGGUCCUCAUCGUGCUGUGGACCCUCUUCGUCAUGCUCGCCGUUCCCCAGACCGGUCCGGCACCCUCACUGGAGGAGGCCGCCGAUAAGGGCUGCAUCUCCACCAUUCCGUUGACGGAGGUAAUCCGCGAUACCCAGCCCGACCUGGAGUGGAUCGCCAAGAUCGUUGAGGUCUUCAUCGUGGUGUCGAUCUCCAUCUCCUUCAUCACCGUGGGCAGCGGCCUCAAGAACUUCCUCGACGGCUAUGCGUUCACCUUCUCCAGCAAGAUCCAGGCCAGCGCCGAGAACGGCAGCGGGCUGGCCAUGAAGAUCACCGGCUUUUUCGACAACGUGCAGGCGCGCAGCCUCCACCUCUCCUGGUUCAGCGUCGAGACCGGCCUGAAGAUCGUCCUCUACCUCAUCUCCUUCGGCCUCAGCAUUGGCUUCGCCGUCGGCAAGCCCGCCUGCUUCCUCGUCAUGCUCGAGUAUUUCGCGAGCUUCGCGCUCAACUUGGAGGCGGGUUUGUUCAUCGCCUUGAUGGCCGUGGUGUCGUCUCGCUAUGGUCGCAACCUGUCGUCCUACAUCCCGUUGCCUCUCCCGCAGCCCUUUGCCUCGCGAUUCGCCUACGUGCUCGGCUCCUUCUUCCUCGCCGCCGUGGUCUACGACGUCGUCGACGUCAUCAGGAAGUUCGUCGACAAGGGCGGCCUCUGCUGA
This is a messenger RNA of Acanthamoeba castellanii str. Neff, 1827 nucleotides long. RefSeq lists its product as uncharacterized. The record is from RefSeq and is a predicted model, not a curated record. The coding region runs from base 1 to 1827 and encodes 608 amino acids. The transcript is spliced from 11 exons. Lineage: Eukaryota; Discosea; Longamoebia; Acanthamoebidae. Gene Ontology annotation, biological process: amino acid transmembrane transport.